Molecule: messenger RNA, 1877 nt
Organism: Hevea brasiliensis (rubber tree)
Lineage: Eukaryota; Viridiplantae; Streptophyta; Magnoliopsida; Malpighiales; Euphorbiaceae
Product: cytochrome P450 714C2
Exons: 5
Coding region: 114-1661 (515 amino acids)
Molecular function (GO): monooxygenase activity; oxidoreductase activity, acting on paired donors, with incorporation or reduction of molecular oxygen; heme binding
Source: RefSeq, a predicted model, not a curated record
UCCAUUCCUAGCCUUGUAUAUAACUCCAGGGGGCUAGGAUUCAUUUUGCUUGUGUCAAUAUUAUUAGACAAGAAAGAAAGAAAAAAUAACAAGAAAUUUUUGCCUGUUUGGCCAUGGAAGUUCAAUUUGAUACUAAGCUACUGUUUUCCCUCGUGGUUAUCGGGUUUCUUGGAGGGCUGGUACGUCUUUACAAUGGGUUGGUGGUGAAACCAAAGAGGCUUCGCUCCAUGCUGAGGAAGCAGGGCAUCAAUGGACCACCGCCAACUUUUCUUCUUGGAAAUAUAAGAGAGAUCAAGAAGGCUCAGUCCUCGGUUGUGAAGACUGAUCCUGCCAAUGACCCACCUCUCCUCCAUAACUAUGCUGCUCUUCUUUUUCCUUUUUUUGAGAUGUGGAGGAAGGAAUAUGGUCAAUUGUUUGUAUUUUCCCUGGGGAACACACAAAUACUUAAUUUGAAUCAACCUGACAUGGUGAAAGAGAUUACAACAUGUGUAUCCUUGGACUUAGGAAAACCUUCGUAUCAACAGAAAAAUCUUGGCCCUUUGCUUGGUCAGGGGAUUCUGACAUCAAAUGGGGCUUUGUGGUCACAUCAGAGGAAGAUCCUUGCUCCUGAAUUGUACAUGGAAAAGAUCAAGGGAAUGGUCAACCUGAUAACUGAGUCUACCAUUACAUUGAUAAAUUCAUGGAAGAGUAUAAUUGAGACAAAUAGUGGAAUGGCAGACAUCAAAAUUGAUGAGGGCCUCAGAAGUUUCUCUGCAGAUGUUAUCUCCAGAGCCUGUUUUGGAAGCAAUUAUUCUAGAGGAGAAAAGAUUUUCCUGAAACUAAGAGAUCUCCAGAAAACUAUGUCAAAGAAAGGUCUAGCCAUUGGAAUUCCUGGAAUGAGAUAUUUUCCUACAAAAAGCAAUAGAGAAUCAUGGGCGUUAGAGAAAGAAAUCCGCAAUUUGAUACUGGAGGUAGUGAAGGAGAGACAAGAAGCUGCAUAUGAGAAGGAUUUAUUGCAGAUGAUUCUUGAAGGAGCCAAAAAUAGCAAUCUGAGUCGAGAAGCAAUGGACCGAUUCAUAGUUGAUAAUUGCAAGAACAUAUACUUGGCUGGGUUUGAGACUACUGCAGUUUCAGCCACAUGGUGCCUCAUGUUGUUGGCAGUAAAUCAAGAAUGGCAGGAUCGUGUCCGCGCAGAGGUUCUUGAAAUUUGUGGAGGUGGCAUGCCAGAUUCCGAUAUGAUUCCGAAGAUGAAACUGCUUAACAUGGUGAUUCAUGAAACACUGCGACUUUAUUCACCAGUGACAGUGGUGUCAAGGGAGGCCUUCAAGGACAUGAAAUUUGGUAACAUUAAUGUUCCCAAGGGCGUGAAUAUUUGGACCAUGGUGUUGCAAUUGCAUACAGACCCAGAAAUAUGGGGAUCAGAUUCUUACAAGUUCAAGCCUGAGAGAUUUGCAAAUGGAAUAGCAGGUGCUUGCAAGUAUCCAUUCUUGUACAUGCCAUUCGGUGUUGGACCUCGGGUGUGUCUUGGACAGAACUUGGCCAUGGUUGAACUCAAGAUAUUGAUAGCUCUCCUUUUGUCCAACUUCUCUUUCUCCAUCUCUCCCAAAUAUAUCCACUCCCCUACUCUUAGGCUGGUCAUAGAGCCAGAACAUGGAGUCAAUCUCCUCGUAAAGAAGUUGUAGACACGCUUAAUAAGAUGGGUUCAAGGACAGAGGCAGAGUAGUAUCAUCAUCUUAGGAAACACAGUACAUGCCUCAUCCAUCGAAUAAAUGUUACAUUGUUUUUCAAUUGAGUUAUGUAUAAUGUGUGAAAAGCUUGUCUAGACAGAAAAUUCUUGUCUAAAUUCAAUUUAUCGUGGAUUUAAAAUAUAAAUAUUUAAUACCCAUAUAUUUAAUAAA